Messenger RNA from Anopheles merus, 999 nucleotides. RefSeq lists its product as uncharacterized. Lineage: Eukaryota; Metazoa; Arthropoda; Insecta; Diptera; Culicidae. The record is from RefSeq and is a predicted model, not a curated record. Gene Ontology annotation, molecular function: protein binding. Bases 112 to 927 code for a protein of 271 amino acids. The transcript has 3 exons.
GACCCAUUGUUGAACAUGAUCUAGAUCUAGUAACGUGUUCAAAUUGAUUUUUUGUUCCAAUCCUAGUAACCUAUACAAAACAACUGUAGAAGCCAAACUCGCCCUGUCUUGAUGUGCAAAAUGGCUGAAACUGAAAACACUGACGCGCUAGAAAACUGUGAAAUUAAGCUGGAAUGUACAGAAAAUUCUCAUCCUUUCGAGACGCGCAUCUUCAUGAUCGCACCAGGAAACGAAAAGCAUAUUGGUCGCUAUCGUAAAAAGAAAUUAAACACAACACUGGAUGACCACCUACUGUUUGAGAAUCGCAUCCUGUCCCACACUCAUGCUUUACUGUUGUUUCAAGAAGGAAAGCUGUAUCUUAAGGAUCUUUGCAGCUCAAAUGGGACGUACCUGAAUGGUGAAUACAUUGGACCGGCCAGUGAGGAAGCGAGCGAACCGCAAGCGCAGCAGCUGAAAACGGGGGAUGUUUUGCGCUUUGGAAAACUACGCACCAUUGAUGGCGAGUUGAUUAAACCGAUCGAGGCAAAGCUUACGAUACAAUAUCCACCCUCAGUGCAGGUUGAAGGCAGCAAGCAACCUCCCGCAAACUAUACCCCCUGCGAGGGUCAGCAGCUUGAGCAAACUACACCCGUGGAACAACGUUCCCGCAAACGCUCUGCUCCUUCUUCAACCAUUAGCAAGGCAAUCAAGGGAAAAGUGAAACCAAUAUCCUGCAAAACGGCUGAACGAUCAACGGUGACAGAGGAAAUUCAGCUCUGCACCAAAUCGACGCAAAGUGUACACACUGAGGAAAAGAAACCAUCUACCGCGUGUGACAGUUGCGAAUUACUAACUCAAGCAUUUUACAACUAUCGAAAACGGGCACUGAUUGCAAUUGCCUUCUGUCUAGCGAUUAUAGUAGGCUACCAACAAUAUGUAAAAUUUUAAAUGGUUCAAAGCUGACGGUUGGAUUGUGUUUGAUUUUAGUACCCUAAAAUAUACAUUACUGUGUCACAGUGA